Molecule: messenger RNA, 3474 nt
Organism: Anthonomus grandis grandis
Lineage: Eukaryota; Metazoa; Arthropoda; Insecta; Coleoptera; Curculionidae
Gene: myo
Product: growth/differentiation factor 11
Exons: 3
Coding region: 277-1503 (408 amino acids)
Biological process (GO): SMAD protein signal transduction
Cellular component (GO): extracellular region
Molecular function (GO): cytokine activity; growth factor activity
Source: RefSeq, a predicted model, not a curated record
ACACACUCAAUCGUGAUAACCAUACACACACAUACACACACACACAUAUAAGACGAGAGCGACAACUUAACUGGCGCGCUUUAUUUUCGAAAUAUUUUCGCUCCCGAUCAUUUUUAAAUUUUUUUAAAAAAUACCCGCAAGUAUUUAGGUGAAACUAAGGCUGAUUGUGUACAUUGUGAAAAGUUGUGAUAAACUAUAUAUUUUAGUGAAAAUGUUGCUUGAAUAAUAGUGUCGAGUAUAAUAGCUUAGGACAAUUAUAACAAGAACCCCCCCAAUAUGGUUUAUUCACCAGUAAGCUCUCACUUCAAUAUUACCAAAAGGACUUAUGACCUAAAAAAACUAGUGAAAUUCUUCCUUAUAUUCGCUUUUCUACCCUUCACGAUAGAAUCGGCAAAAUCUUACAACCAAAUCAAAAAGUCCGGAUUUAACUUGGACGACCCCAUUUCGGAAGACUAUAGCUCUUUAGCUGCCUCACCACCAACUAGUUGUGGCUUAUGUAAAAGAAGAGAAGAAAUGAAAUUACGGAAUCUCGCUAUUAUAAAACAGGAAAUUUUAAAUCGGUUGAGGCUUAGCCAUCCCCCUAAUAUUACCGGAAAGGUAUUUCCUCGGGUACCGUCAUAUUUAUUAGAUCAAUUUCCAGAGGAGCCUUUACAGAGCGAUGAGCCUUACAAGACUGGGGUUAGUUAUACGGAGGAGGAUGACGACUUUCAUGUGAGAACACAAAAAGUCCUUACAUGGGCUGAAAGUUAUCCAAGACUACGGCACAGUUGGAGAGUGAACGACAUUCUUCACUUUCCGUUCACGGAAAGCAUCACAAAAUUUCAUGUGGCCAACGCUACAUUAAAUUUUUUCAUUCGAGGUGUUUCCAGGCCUCAAAACGACGUCAUCAUAGAAAUUUACAAAGUCUACAAAAUCGGUGAUCAUUCAGAACCACCGGUGAUGGUUAAAUUGCAUAGUUGGAAAGAGCCUCAGCCAGGAAGUAGAGGGAAGUGGAUCCAGACUGAUUUUACGGAAACUGUUGGAGAAUGGUUUAAGAACCCGAAAGAUAAUUAUGGAUUUGUUAUUAAUGCUACGGUAAAUGGAAAGAAAGUGGCGGUUACGGAUGUUAGUGCAGAAAAAUCUAAGGCACCUUUCGUCGAAACCUCAGUAACAGAACCAAAAAAACGAAAACGAAGAAACUCCGGCCUAAACUGUGAUGAGAAAGCCAACGAACCUCUAUGUUGCAGAUACAGUUUUAUCGUGGAUUUUGUUGAAAUCGGACUGGAUUUCAUCAUAGCCCCCAAGCGGUAUGACGCGCACAUGUGCUCGGGAGAAUGUCCAUACGUGACUUUACAAAAGUACCCCCACACCCACUUACUGAAAAUGUCACAGCCCAAUACGGCGGCGCCUUGUUGUGCCCCUAGAAAAAUGUCUUCUAUAUCAAUGUUAUAUUUUGAUGCGGCAAUGAAUGUGGUAGUUGGUAGUUUACCUGGAAUGGUAGUUGAUAGAUGUGGGUGUUCAUAAUAGAAUGACACCAGCUGUAGGCAAGAAUUUUUAUGAAAUUGUUUUUUUUAGUCGCUAAGUUUUAGAAUUUGGCGGCUGUAGUAUUAAUAGAUGGGGCCAAAGAUGAUAUCGUACAAAAAUAGAACUAUUGUGGUGGCCUAAGUCUUUGAGUAUCAUAAAAAUGAUAAGCAUACUAUAAAAUAUUUCUGGUGGAUCUAAGAGAAUAUAAUGCUUAAAAGCACCAAUUCUUUAAUGGUUGUGCUUAAUGAAUAUGAAAUACUAGAAAAUCUAAAUGCUUUUUAGGUCAGAAGUUAAAUUCGAAACUUAUUGUGAAAAUUUGUUUCCAUCUUAGGAGUUUUCCUCUCAUUGCAUGAUAUUUAUGGUAGAAAUUUUAUUAUUUUAGCUGAAUAGCACAGUUAAAAUAGCUUUAUUAUUAACUUAAUAUUCAUGUAUUUCUGUGUAAAAGUAAAUGUUGCCUUAAUGAAUUAUUUUAAUUGCAAACACCUUGUAACGGCCUUAAACAGGCCUAAUCAUAUACAUGGUAUAUUAAAUUCAUAUUAAGCAAGUCACUAAAAUCAAGAUUUAAGCCAUAAAAACUAAAAAAUUAUAAAUACAUAUAGAUUAAUAACAUAAAAAGUAAUCGAAACUUUGAAAAUGUUAGAUAGCUUGGCAACAUCGCACUAAACUUAUCAAAACAAAAUCGCAAAGCAGAUGCUACAUAGGCAUGUUUAAUCCAGUGGUAUGGAACAAUAUCCUCACACUAUCAGAAGCAUAGUUCCCUUUAAAUAAUACUGUAAAUCUGAUAAGUUUUCUAAAAACAAUAAAAUUGCAAUUUUUUUAAUUAUGAUGUUACACAUUUAGCCCCAUCUAUUUAUAUUUGGACAGAAGCCUAAAUGUAUUAGGCUAAUGAGUGAGUGAGCUUGAACUGGUGUGAUAUUUGUGGGCCAUUUGAUUUUAUAAGUUAUUCAUUAUUGGCAUUAUUUAUUUUAUUGUAUAUUUAUGUUUUCCGUUAAUCUAUGUGCCAUUUUUAUACUCUUUGGAAUUCUUCACCUAUAAAUUGUUUCUUGAAUCCUAAAACAUAACCUGGAAUUUCUGAAGUGUAUGUAAUAUUGUAAAAAAAAUCAUGAAACUAAGAAUGUAUUUUGAAGCAUCAGAAGAAAGAGAGGGAAGGGAGUGUGUUUGGCUCGUAGGACCGCGAAAAAGUAUUCAAAAAACAGGUAUACCCUUUUUUACUUAAUUUUUUAUUGUAAUCUUAAGUUUUAGAUAAUAAUUAGGUACUUUGUAAAAAUGUGAUAUAUUUAGACAUAAGGGCCUAUAAAUGAGCAGAUUUUAUCUAAAAAAUACCUUAGAAAAUCAGAUUUGUAUAUUUCUUUUAAAAAACUCUAUAACAUAAUUAUACGACAUGGUAAACCUUGUUUAAAGGCAUAUUAUUCUAUUAAAUAAUAUUUAUUAUUUAUUUUUGUACUAAGAUAAAUAAGAAAAACGAUGAAAAAAAUUAGUUCGCACCAAUUUUCUUUGUGGUGAAAACGAGAUGGAAAAGGAAAGGGGAACAUUAUAUUUUUUGAUAAAUUUGUAAAAUCUUUUUAAACUCUAAUUUUUGUCAAAGAAAUACGUACAAAAGUAGCUUAAAGUAACCGACAAAAAAUUGUUUACAAAAAUUUUGUGAUAUGCUGCCUUAGAUAUUAUUUUUAAGGGGGAGCGGGAAUGUGAUAAAAAAAAUUCAAAAUUUAUACUAAAGAUUUAAAAGAAAUACAAUAUCAUGAGAUGUAAUUAUUGUAAAUUGUAUAGUAAAUAAGACUGUAAAAAUUGUGUCUUUCUCUUAUAGAGGUUUGCUAUAGGUAAUUAUUAAAAAAUAAUUUCUUGAUCUUUACCUUUGGCUCUCCCUGUAUUCGUAUGUAUAGUUCAUAAAUAGAUCUCUAAAACUAGGAUAUUACCAUUUUUUUUUGUAAAUUUUAGGUUUAAUUUGUUUAUUUUUGUAGCAGAGGGCAAACU